Messenger RNA from Phlebotomus papatasi, 5008 nucleotides. RefSeq names its product putative ammonium transporter 2 (gene Amt). Lineage: Eukaryota; Metazoa; Arthropoda; Insecta; Diptera; Psychodidae. Gene Ontology annotation, molecular function: ammonium channel activity. Bases 3239 to 5008 code for a protein of 589 amino acids. The transcript has 3 exons. Gene Ontology annotation, cellular component: membrane. Gene Ontology annotation, biological process: ammonium transmembrane transport; ammonium homeostasis. The record is from RefSeq and is a predicted model, not a curated record.
UGUGAAACAUAGAAAAUUUAGUUCAGUGCUCUAUUUCGACCGUAUACGUAUAUAGGCUGAAGUCAAAUCAUAUCUCGAAAAUGCUUGGUUUCGGGAUUAUCGACAUCCAUAUCAGCAUCUAGUCCCCGGCGAAUCGCCUUCAAAGUUGAAGCCAAUUUCUUACUUUCACAUACAAAUGCGUAUGGGAAUUUUUCUGCACUCGUUAUCGUUAUGCUAAAUAUUUAAAAAGUGAGAAGUUUUUCCGUAUUAUAAGAUACCUUUCCUUAUGGAGAGAUAAUUAUACUAAAUUUUUGUUUAAAUAUUUUUUUUCCUUGGAGCACUGUGAGCUGAGUCUGAGAUCAAUUUAGGAAUUGGCUUCAAAUAGCUCCAUAUAAAAAGGCCAAUUUGCCAGGCGCUUGAUCAGCAUACUCUGGAUAUAGCUAUCUUGUAGAGUAAGAUCCAAUUUCACAGUUCUACUCAUACAUCGAAUGGGGAAUUCUUUCUAUUCUUCUCUAUCCUUCUCUAUCCUUUCUGUAUUGAGUGGCUGUGCUACUGUGUAAACUGGUUCCCACAGGUGAAUUGCCUCUAUGAGACCGGUCAGAGUGGCACCGAUCGUUGAGGAGAUCGUUGGUGUUCCAUAGAAGUACUGGUCCUUUUCAAAAUUCGCUUCUCCUUACGCCUCACUAAUGCCUAGAAAUCCCUAUUACCGCACUAUUUUUGUGAAAGGCGCUGUCGUAUAACGCCCUUCCCUGUAAAGUACGUACGUAGCCUACGUAGCUCUUUCCGGGGAAUUUCAAAACGUUUCUAACCUGGACUUUUAUAAUUAGUUUUUUCUUUCAAUUUUUUCUCUUUUUUUCUUUCAUUCUACUUUUUCCAAUAUUACCACUGAGAAAAGAAUUGACUUCAAUGAAAAAAAACUAAUCUAUUAUUAGAUCUACAAAAAAUGUAGAGAAAAAAGCAUUAUUUGGAGUUUUUUCUUCUCCUUCAGUCCUUCACAAAAUCCUAUACUGCAGAGGCGUGCAAGAACCGUUGAAACCGAAUAAACGUCAAAUGAAACAUGUACGUCAAUAGUCAAAACGCUACUAUGACAAACUUAUUUUGACGUUUAUUCGGUUUCAACGGUUUUUGCACAUCUCUGCUAUAGUGUGUAUUUCUUUUCCUACCCCUUUAAACGUCCACGACUGCUGCUUUCGUCUCAGGGCGGCAGCUAUCGUAGAGCAAUAGCGGUAGAGAAGGGAGUGUACAGAAUCACUAAUACACUAAAAAAUGUUCAAUUUCCACGCUGACAACAUUUACUUCAAAUUCUCUUUCUGGCACUUUUGAUGUUCAUUUUUCAUUUUGAGCUCCUCAUUUAGCCUAUUGUAUUUCUGUUUAAUGUAAGCCUAAGUGGGGCUCAUUUAAAUAAAAUUAAAACUAAAUAGAGAGAAAAGGGGUAACUGAUGCUACCACCCUUAUUUCAACUUCCUGAGAAUGAACUCUCCACGGUGACUGAUGAUCAAUCACUGAAGUACUGUUGGUAAUUGCCAUGAGCAACAAGAGCAUCAUACAACAACCUUCAGCACCCGCCUUUGAAUAGUAAGGGUUGGGCGUGCAAAAGAAAUAAAGGAUUUGAAUUCAAGGGAUACAGCCAUUAACAGGGUUGACAUGUGUCGAAUAGGCCGUACUCUCUAUAUUAUUUUUUUAUUAAAUCUUUUUUGCCUCACACUUUUAGGAAAGUUGAAGACUUUUUGCUGUGGAUUAUUUUUAAAUAAAUUGAAUUGAAUUUAUUAAAAUAGCAACGACAAAAGAUCUUUACGAUCAACCGCUUGCAAUUGUCCUUCCUUUAAGUUGUUUAAAGAGACUGAUACACAAUUUUUCUUUCAAAUUUAACUUCUGCGCCUGACAGCUGGAGAAACUAAAGUAGUUAAAUUUAUUAUGGAAUAAAUGGAAAAAGGAAAAACCAGUGCAUUUGUUUCCAGUAAGGAAAAAAAAUUAUCGAAUAAGGCCACGCCCAUUUGAUAGGAUUAUUUACCAGUCUUUUCUAUUCCUUCCAGUCAAAGCCCCUGUUUUUUUUUUAAAUAUAUAUUUGAAAUUUCGUAAAAUAAUUCAAUAUAUUCAGUAAUUUGUUUUGGAAUAAAUUUUUUCAAAGAUAACUUCGCCAAUUGCAAAAAUUUUAGGGCGUGGCCUAAUAUUUUGUUGUUUGGAAUUGAUGAUUGGUCAUUUGUUUUGGAGUUCAAUAUUUAUUUUCCUGCGAAAAAAUAGUUUAAAAAGGUUACAGUACGGUAAUGUCAUGCCAAUGAAAUUUUUACAAUAACUUACAGAGAUAAUUGAGAGAUAAGGAAAUUAAAAAUCUGUAUAAUCUUGUUGGAAGAGGGAUAGAAAGGGAUGUGCGAAAAGAAAAAUAUAAAAAAAAACAAUUAGCUAAUAUCGCGUUUGUUAAUCAAAUUAUUAAUAUUACAAAUUGCAUAUGAAUGAAAAUUUUAACUGCUAUAUGAAAAAAUUGAGAGAGAUAUGGAGAGAGAGAAAAAAAUUAAUUGAACAUUCUAAACACCACCGAUUUUUACUCUGUGUGUGUGAUCUUUUAUUGCUCCUUUUGUAAAUUAUGUAUUAUCUUCAGCAAAAGAUAAAACUUGCUAAUAUAAAAAAAAGAAUGUGAGAAAGCAUAGAUCUUUGCGGUAUAAAAGAAAAAAAAUAAACGAAUCACAUAAAAUGAUUAUAAAUUUGCUCUAGCAAUUUGUGCUCCUUACAAAUAAUUUCUCAGCAAUAUUUUUGUCGAUUUGAUCCUUUUAUUUUAGAUUUUAAUCUUAAUUGUAAUUGAAGGCAAGAUCCGAAGAUGAAACUGACGAUAGAUUUUUCUCAAUAAAAUCUUAUUUUAUAUCAUGUAAAUUUCACUUUUUUUUCAUUGAAUUUUUGAUAGCCGUUUUCACUUGUUUUAUACAUAUUUUCAAUGGCCAAAGAACCUGUGACUAACCUUGUGGGCGUACUUCUUGAAUAAUUGAGUUAAAGGAAAAGAUUUCACGGGGAAUUAUAACAAAAGAAAUACCUGAGAACUAUCCGGAUUCUUCCACGCAAAAUUACCAAAUUUUUCGCUACCACCGUGCAACCAACUUUGCAGGAUUCUCACGGGAAAACUGCGUCAGAGGAAGGGCAGGUAUUUAAAAAGAAUUCACGAGAUUCUAUGGAUUUCAUGACCACACUUAAUUAUUUAGCAAUUUGAUAAUCAAUUCCGAGGAAAACAACUAAAUUGCCCAAUUUUCUGUCACCACUCAAUGGACGCAGAAUGCAAAAUAAGUGCUCAGGUGCUCAGUAUUCUGUUGACUCUGGAAGAGUCCAUAACAGAGAUUUUUCUUCAAAGUUAGAGUGUAGAAUGGUCAAGAUGGAGAAUAACACAAGAUCGGGACUGAAGUUCUCUUUUGCAAGGAAUAGUAGCUAUGUGAUUCCAGGGGUUUAUGAUUUGAGUGUCGAGGACACUAACUGGGUACUAACGUCCUCCUUUAUCAUCUUCACAAUGCAGACUGGUUUUGGGAUGCUGGAAUCAGGAUGUGUCAGUGUGAAGAAUGAGGUGAACAUUAUGAUGAAGAACAUUAUUGAUAUCGUCCUGGGUGGUUUCACAUAUUGGCUCUUUGGCUAUGGGAUGUCUUUUGGACGUGGUCCACUUACGAAUCCCUUCAUUGCCAUUGGAGACUUUCUGAUUGAUCCCAGUGUGGGAGAUCCACUGAUGGGGCCAAUAUUUGCUGCAUUUCUCUUCCAAUUGUCCUUCUCAACCACGGCCACGACCAUCGUGAGUGGAGCAAUGGCUGAGAGAUGCAAUUUUAAGGCUUACUGCAUCUUUUCCUUCCUCAAUACAGCGGUUUAUUGCAUCCCAGCUGGAUGGGUUUGGGGUGAGCAUGGCUUCCUGCACAAUCUGGGAUGCGUGGAUAUUGCAGGAAGUGGUCCGGUUCAUUUGAUUGGAGGAUCUGCAGCAUUUGCAUCUGCUGUAAUGCUGGGACCACGUCUAGGGCGCUACGAUGAUGGACUUGAUCCACUGCCCCUGGGAAAUCCCGUUAAUGCCUGCAUGGGCCUCUUUGUACUCUGGUGGGGCUGGUUGGCCUUCAAUUCCGGUAGUACUUAUGGCGUGAGUGGAGCCAAGUGGCAGUAUGCAGCCCGGGCAGCAGUUAUGACCAUGAUGGGGUCAUUUGGAGGAGGAACUUUCAGUGUCAUAUACUCAAUGCUAAAGAAUGAUGGAAAGAUGGACAUUGUGGAUCUAAUCAAUGGUAUCCUUGGUGCAUUGGUGUCCAUCACAGCAGGAUGCUUCCUCUACCAUGCAUGGGAAGCCAUAAUUAUAGGGAUGAUUGGAUCAUUCCUUACCUGCAUUACCAUGCCACUCUUCGACAAAAUGUCUGUAGAUGACCCUGUGGGAGCUUCCUCUGUUCAUGGAGUCAGUGGAAUCUGGGGCGUGAUUGCUGUGGGGCUGUUUGCGGACAAUCCAGUGCCCCUGACAACGACAAAUGGUCGUCGGGGGUUGUUCAAGGGCGGAGGAUGGUAUUUAUUGGGCAUUCAGACCCUCUCUGCUGUCUGUCUUGGCGUUUGGGGUGUUAUGUCGACAUACCUGCUUCUGUGGUUCAUCAAUAAAAUCGUUCCCAUCCGAAUGGAUUCAACUGAAGAACUUCUGGGAGCUGACUUGAUGGAACACCAUGUCCGACAUGGUCAGAUAGGAAUUUCUCGAGCCCUCUCAGCCCUAGCACCACUGAAGACGGACCUAAAGGAAGUGAAGGAGCUCCCCAGGAUUGGAAUGAAUCCUGGCCAUGAGAGCUACAUUGAUGUUAUGAAAUUGGCAGAGAUGAAACUUCAAUCGUGGCGUGAUUAUGGAGAGGAGAAACUUCGUGAGGCCAGUGCUAAGAAACCAAACAGAAGACUUUCAAAUCUAGCCAGAGCAGUUCCCAUUUUCAGACGAAGAACCCGAGGUGAUGCUGAGAUCUCCACAGACGCCCCCAGAGGAACAUUCACGGUGAGCCAGCAAAUUGGUGAAUCUAGCGGCAAAGACAAUCCAAAUUUUGCGUGGGUGGAUUGA